AUGGAACCAUUAUUACCAAACACAAAACCAAACAUGUUAGAACAACAUGAGAAUCUUCUUUCAACUCAUCUGAAUGCUAGAAUCAAAGGAUCAGGAACAGAAACUAUUGUUUUUGCUCAUGGUUUUGGAACAGACCAAUCAAUAUGGGACAAAGUCACACCUAAUUUUAGUGAAAAAUCCUACAAACUUGUCUUGUUUGAUUGGCCUUUUUCUGGUUGUGUUAAAGAUGAAAAUCUUUAUGACCCUUUGAAGUAUUGUUCAUUAGAUGCUUUUGCAGAUGAUUUGAUAAGUUUGUUGGAUGAAAUGGAGCUUCAAGAUGUUACCUUUGUUGGUCAUUCUAUGUCUGGUAUGAUUGGUUGCUUAGCUUCCAUUAAAAGACCUCUACUUUUCAAGAGGAUUGUUCUUCUUUGUGCUUCCCCAAGAUAUAUAAAUACAGAUGAUUAUGAGGGAGGAUUUGCAAGGUCAGAUAUUGAGAAUUUAUUAGAGAACAUAGAAUCAAACUAUGAAAACUGGAUUUCUGCUUUCUCCUUAAAUGUAGUGGAUCCAAGUGAUGAAGCAUCAGUGAACAAAUUCAGAGAGUCAUUAAAAAGAGUGAAAAAUGAAGUUUCAUUGUCCUUAGCCAAGACAGUGUUUUGCAGUGACUAUAGAGAUAUACUUGAGAAAGUUGAAACUCCAUGCACAAUAAUUCAAACCUCUAGUGACAUGGCUGUUCCAUAUAGUGUAGCACUUUAUAUGGAGAAGAAUAUUAAAGGGAAAGUUACAUUGGAGGAAAUUGACACUAUUGGACAUUUUCCUCAAUUAACUGCUCCCCUUCAACUAGUUGGUGUUCUUAAGGGUGUUUUAGGGUUUGAGCUUAUCUAG
This is a messenger RNA of Vicia faba (fava bean), 861 nucleotides long. The record is from the annotation of a GenBank genome assembly. Lineage: Eukaryota; Viridiplantae; Streptophyta; Magnoliopsida; Fabales; Fabaceae.